AUGGCAAGGAAGAGAAAAUGUCCUGGAACAACAUCCAAUCGCGCAGUGAAGAGAGCAAAAUCCGCCAAUCAUGAUCAGGAUGGUGUGCAGGAACGAUCGCCCUACUUGCACCAUUCUGUGCUGUCAUCCUUCUAUCCUAAUGUCUGCACGCUGAGGAAUUAUCUGCUAGCAGGCCUGCCCACCAGUUCUCGUGUGCGGAGACGGAAGCUGACGGGUUUUGGAACGGAUGAGGCAACUUCCAUCCUCGACACCUGCUUAGUGGGCUUGUUGACGCAACCUUCGAUUUCUGGCAAAGAGUCGCGCAGGGUUGAAUUUGCGACGUUUACUCAAACUCAAUGCCGUGCAACCGGGGCCAAUACAGGCCGAACCCAGCCGUGUUGCAUGGAUGAGAUUGCCGACUUUGUCAUCUGGUCGCUAUUCAGAGGCGACCUGACGAAGCGUGGUCGGCCUUCCCACAUUCUGUGUCAUGGUCUCCGAAGAGGAGCUGUCCACGAAGACGGUCGUGGAGCGGCGCCAACUUCCCUGCCUGGUAUCAUCCGGAGGCAUCCCAACAACAAUCUGACCGCUCUAAAGACUGCCCCGUGGUCGGAUAUCCUGCCUUUGCUGGGUGCAGAUGCUGAGGUCAUCUUCUCCAGUCUUCUUUUAGACUGUGGUAUUUUUACACGGAUUGAAAGUGGAAAGGACAACUAUUUCCAACUCAGUGGCAUUCCCAUUUCAGACUUGCCGGAAAUCAAGCCUGCUCGCACCGAGCGAGCUCAUACCAGCAAUGCGCGAAAGGAGCACGUCCUGAGUGUUGGUAGCAUUAGUUUUGUGAGGCACCGAAUGCUCUAUGCCAGGCCGUCUUUGAAUGCUGCUGGCAAGGUCAAAUUCGGACUCCAUCAUACCCACAUCCUACAGAGGCUCGCCGACGACACCGACCAGCGCCAGGCUGUUCACCUUCUGAAGUAUAUCUUCCCGCGGCAGUUUGGCCUCCACAAUGUCUUCCGGUCCAAAGCACGUGCAAACGAGACGACUCAGAAAUAUAGAGAUUAUACCUUUCGCGAACAGGAAAUCACUAGCCAAAGAAAGAGAUCACCAAGCUGGACUCCACGUCGACUCCGUGGCGAAACCAUUCGACUCGUCCGGAAGAUCCAACGGAAUCACAAAGCUUGCUCAUACAGCCAACUUCUGAGACACUACUGCCCUCUUGUUUCGAGCCAAUCUCAAGGCCAGCCUGCUCAACCCGCGGAUGCCGGAUGGUCCAUAUCUGGCUCCGACCAGUUGGUCACACAACACUUGCUCUCUGGGAUAUCGAAGGCGAAGGCGGACACGCCGGUCAAGGAACAUGACAGCGAUACCUCAUUCCUGCCACAUUCGACCCCUGUGGCUAGAGUAUCGGCGUUUUGUCGCGCUGUCAUCUCCAACUUGCUCCCACGCAAUGCCUUCGGAAGUGGACUAGAAGGUCAGGAAAAUCGCAAUAUAUUAUUGAACAAGGUCGACGGCUUUGUGCAGAUGCGCCGCUUUGAGAGUAUGACCAUGCAUCAUGUUCUACAAGGUCUCCGCAUAACCUCCAUUCCUUGGCUAUCCAACCACAGAGACCCCAAUCCAAAAAUGAGCAAAUCCGACUACUCGAAGCAGUGCGAGCUCUUGCAGGAGCUUAUGUAUUACGUCUUUGACUCGUUGUUGAUCCCGAUAAUCAGAGCACAUUUCUAUGUCACAGAAAGUUCUACCCAUCGGAAUCGCUUGCUCUACUUCCGUCAGGACGUAUGGCGGAAACUAUCAGAGCCCAGCCUGGCGACCCUCAGGUUGAAGAUGUACUCACCCAUGACACCUAGCAACGCCCGCCACAAACUGCAAUCACGCAGCCUGGGAUACAGCCAAUUAAGGCUGCUUCCUAAAGAUCACGGGGCGAGACCGAUCACCAACCUAAAGCGAAAGCAAUCGAAAACGGGCCCCGGGAAAAGAGUGCUGGGCCAAAGUAUCAAUACUCAGCUUGCUCCAAUCUUCAGCGUUCUCAACUUCGAACGUGCACGGAAUCCCUCGCGGCUGGGUUCUGCCUUGUUCUCGGUGGGUGAUAUUCAUGGCAGGGUGGCAGAGUUCAAGAGGACAGUCCCGCCCGGGUCUCGAUUGUUUUUCGCGAAAGUCGACGUCGAUUCCUGCUUUGAUACCAUACCCCAAGACCACCUCCUUCACUUGGUCGAAGAAUUGCUCUCUGAACCGUCGUACCGGACGACCAAACACAUAGAGCUGAAGUCGCUCGAUUCUGGAAGUCAAGUGCACGCCCAGGGCCUGAAACGAAAGUGGGCUGGCAUCGCUCGUCCAGCUGACGGACAGGCCGUGUUUUCGGAGACAGUGAUAUCUGGGCUCGCGGCAAGGAAGCGCCAGGUGAUAUUCUCCAGUGUGGGGCAGGAGAGCGUGUGGAGUCGGAAGUCCGUGCUCAAGCUUCUGCAGGAUCACGUCAGCGACAGCAUGGUCAAAAUUGGUAAGAGCUACGCGAAGCAAAUUGACGGCAUACCACAAGGCUCUGUUCUAAGCAGUCUACUCUGCAACUACUUCUACGGAGCCUUCGAGCGAAGCGAGCUAGGGUUCCUCCAUCCUCAAUCAUGCUUACUCUUACGACUGAUUGACGACUUUCUGCUUGUGACAACGAAUGACAAGCUUGCCCGAAGGUUCCUGGAGGUAAUGGCAAAUGGUGACCGGCACUAUGGCAUCCGAGUCAAUGCCGAUAAGUCCCUGGUCAACUUCGACGUGACUAUCCACGGCCGAAAGGUUCCUCGAGUUUCUGGCGAGGCUGCAUUCCCUUAUUGCGGAAUGGCCAUCAACGUCCGGACGCUGGAAGUGAAGAAAGACCGAGAGAAAAAGGACAAACAAGUGAGCAAUUCUCUGACCGUGGAGAGCUGCUCAAGGCCCGGAGUGGUCCUGAAACGGAAGAUCAUGGCCUCGCUAAAGAACCAAAUGCAUGCCAUGUUGCUAGACCUGUCCCUGAACAGCCGAGUCCAGGUGAUCUCAACGUUGGUUGGGAACUUUACCGAAUCAGCGAUGAAGAUGCACCAGUACAUGGUGGGAUUGGCGGCCAGGAAACGUCCGCCACAAGAGCUGGUGCGCGGUCUGGUCCAAGACUUGGUGGUUGCAGGUUGUAAGAUUUGCCGGGCGAGAAACAGUUCCAAUGGUCAGGUCCAGCAUAUCACUCAAGCGCAAAUGUGCUGGAUCGCAGCUGUAGCAUUCGAGAGAGUGCUCGAACGGAAGCAGAGCGAGUACAGAGAUCUAUUGGGGUGGCUAAGAGCUCUGAGGGAAUACGCACAGCCCAAGAUGAACAUGGGACAAGCGGUCCUUGCACGGCUCCUCCACGACAACAACCAAGCUUUUCAGGCCUAUGUGUACUGA
Molecule: messenger RNA, 3363 nt
Organism: Cladophialophora yegresii CBS 114405
Lineage: Eukaryota; Fungi; Ascomycota; Eurotiomycetes; Chaetothyriales; Herpotrichiellaceae
Exons: 2
Coding region: 1-3363 (1120 amino acids)
Biological process (GO): telomere maintenance via telomerase
Cellular component (GO): telomerase catalytic core complex
Molecular function (GO): telomerase RNA binding; telomeric repeat DNA binding
Source: RefSeq, a predicted model, not a curated record